Vanrija pseudolonga is the source of this 1121-nucleotide messenger RNA. It is a transcript of the gene SPBC365.09c, whose product is annotated as KIN17-like protein. Gene Ontology annotation, molecular function: double-stranded DNA binding. The record is from RefSeq and is a predicted model, not a curated record. Bases 71 to 1054 code for a protein of 327 amino acids. Gene Ontology annotation, biological process: DNA damage response; DNA replication. NCBI's taxonomy places the organism in Eukaryota, Fungi, Basidiomycota, Tremellomycetes, Trichosporonales, Trichosporonaceae. The transcript is spliced from 3 exons. Gene Ontology annotation, cellular component: nucleus.
UGAUCUCCUUUCUACUCCACCGCGUUCGCUUCAAUCUUCCUCUCAACACUCGCAAAUAAACGCACACAGUAUGGGACGUGCAGAAGGCGGCUCUACCAAGGCCAUCGCCAACGCCAUCAAGGCCAAGGGUCUCGGAAGGCUGCGAUGGUACUGUCAGAUCUGUGAGAAGCAGAUGCGUGACGAGAACGGAUUCCAGGCCCACUGUCGCUCCGAACCGCACUUGCGCAAGAUCAUCGCCGUCGGCCCCAAGGCGGGCGCAACGAUCGCAGAGUUCAGCCGCCAGUUCCAGUACGAGUUCCUGUCGCUCCUCAAGUCGCGACACAACACGCAGCGCGUGCGCGCGAACGCCGUGUACAACGAGUACAUCCAGGACAAGGAGCACGUGCACAUGAACGCGACGCGCUGGGUCACGCUGAGCGGGUUCGUCGGAACCCUCGGCAAGGCCGGUAUCGUCAAGGUCGACGAGGACGACAAGGGGCUGUGGAUCCAGUGGAUCGACAACACGCCCAAGACGCUGCAGAAGCAGGCCGCACUGCAGAAGAUGGAGCGCGCGACCAUGGACGGCGAGGAGCGCGAGCGCAAGAUGCUCGAGGACCAGAUUGCGCGUGCGCGCGCGGCUGUCGGCGCGGACGAUAACCAGCCCGAGCAGGGGCUGCAAAAGGUCGAAGGCGAGAAGAUCACGCUGAGCUUCUCCAAGGCCGAGCCUGGCGAGUCGAGCGGCGCGGCGUCGACGUCAGCAGGCGACAAGCCCAAAAUUUCGUUCGGCACCAUUGGCACCUCACUCGGUGCCGCCCCAGCAGCAGGAGCAGCGCCAGCCAACCCGCUCAAGAUUGGUAACCCGCUCAAACGCGCCGCGCCGACCAACGUCUUCAAGACGGCCAAGUCGGCCAAGACGGAGCCCAAGGAGGAGAGCAGCAAGCCCAAGGCUUUCAUGAGCGAGGCGGAGCGGCUGAUGAAGGAGGACCUCGCACGCAAGGCUGCACGCGGUGGCGGAGGAGGUGGCGGUGGCUACACUGGCGCUGGCCCACGGCGCGGCGGCCCAGUGAGGAGGUAGACGAGUGUGAUUGUUGUAUUAUCCUGCAUUAGUGUGACGCGUUUGCAUGUAUCCAUCGAUCGUUGCA